Notechis scutatus (mainland tiger snake) is the source of this 3736-nucleotide messenger RNA. The record is from RefSeq and is a predicted model, not a curated record. NCBI's taxonomy places the organism in Eukaryota, Metazoa, Chordata, Lepidosauria, Squamata, Elapidae.
CUUUUAGAAGCCAGGCGACAUGAUGGAAGAAGGUGGCGUUACCGUUUGCGUGAGAGUGCGGCCACUUAUUGCAAGAGAAAAUGAAGAUCUUGUUGAUGAAAAAGGACAGGUUUCAUGGAAAAGUGAAGACUGCACUGUUUCACAGAUAGAUGGAACCAAGUCAUUUGUCUUUGAUCGUGUGUUCCACUCUAACAACAGUACAAAGGAAGUCUACCAAGGUGUGACUGCUUCUAUUAUCAAGUCGGCAGUUCAAGGAUAUAAUGGCACUAUUUUUGCUUACGGUCAGACAGCUUCUGGCAAAACGUACACAAUAUUGGGUACCAAAAAAGGGCCAGGUAUCCUGCCAAUGGCGAUUAAUGAUGUUUUCGAUACAAUCUGCGGAAUUCCAGACAGGGAAUUCCUGCUCCGUGUAUCAUACAUGGAAAUUCAUAAUGAAACUAUACAAGACUUGCUAUGCAGUAACAUUAGGAAAAAGAAGUCCUUGGUAGUUCGUGAAGACAUCAAUAGAACAAUCUAUGUUGAAGAUCUGAAUGAAGAAGUAGUGGUUUCUCCAGAGGAGGUUAUGAUCUGGUUGAAGAAAGGAGAAAAAAACAGGCAUUACGGUGAGACAAAAAUGAAUGAAAGAAGCAGCCGUUCUCAUACAAUUUUUAGAAUGAUCAUUGAAAGUAAAGAAAAGCAUACUUCUGGCUCAAGUGACGAAGGAGCUGUAAUGGUUUCUCAUUUGAAUUUUGUAGAUCUGGCAGGAAGUGAAAGAGCCAGCCAAACAGGCGCUGAAGGAAUUAGACUUAAAGAAGGAUGUAAUAUUAACAGGAGCCUCUUCAUCUUGGGCCAAGUCAUCAAGAAACUUUGUGAUGAUCAGUCUGGAGGCUUUAUCAACUACCGGGAUAGUAAACUCACAAGAAUUCUACAGAACUCCUUGGGUGGAAAUGCCAAGACUCUGAUCAUUUGUACAAUUACACCAGCAUCUUUGGAAGAAACUCUUGGCACGCUCCAGUUUGCCAGUACGGCCAAAAAAAUGAAGAAUACCCCAAAAGUCAAUGAAGUUCUUAAUGAUGAUGCUCUUCUAAAGCGAUACCGUAAUGAAAUAGAAGAUUUGAAACGCCAACUGGAAGAAGUUUCGUCACAUUUUCAUACCAAAGACCAGUUAGCACAACUCUUGGAAGAGAAGAAUUCUGUUCAGAAAGAGCAGCAAGACAGGAUAAGAGCGCUGACAGAAAUGUUGGUGACCUCAUCCUCUUUUUUACAAGAGCGGGAGCUAAAGGCUAAAAAGAAGAGGCGUGUGACCUGGGCCCCUGGGGCUGUAAGCCAAGAUGGGGGAAUGCCUUUCUUAGAAGAUUUUCCUAGUAGACCUAAACGCUUUAAAACUUCUCUAUCUUGUGUCACAGAGAUGGAAGAAUCUGUCUCCUCGGAAUUCUCAGAAUAUGAUGAUCAAUGCAUGACAGCCAGUAUUAUAAUGCCUGAGGAAGAAUGGAUCCCAGGAUCUGAAAGAAACUUUACUUCUAAAGACUUUACCGAGUCAUUUCAGCUUUGCCAAAGCCUCAUGGAAGAAAGGGAUAACGCCAUCACUGAACAGCAAACCAUAAAAGCAAAACUUGAUAGUGUGUGCUUAGAGAAAGAACGGCUGGUCUAUGAACUCACAGAGCUGCAUGAGAAAAUGUCAACCCAUGAGUUUGUAACCCUUGAGAAACUGACUUCUGAAGAGCAGGAGAUGCAACUAAUGCAUGAAAUUACCAACUUAAAGGCUAUAAUUUCAAAUGCAGAAAUAUACAAUCAAGACCUUCAGCAAGAAAUAAACUCGAAAGACAUGCAGUGCAAGGAACAAGAGGAAAGAAUCACCGCAUUGGAAGAGCACAAUAAAAAACUUGAAAGACUUGUAGAAGAGUUAAAAAAAGACAAAAAUGAUACAACCAUUUUAGUACAAACUCCAAGGAAAAACCGCGACGAAAUGCAAGAGUUAAAGCAGUCUCUCAGAGAUGCUGAAGCAGUUGCCUUGGAUGCCAGGAAAGAAUCUGCAUUCCUCCGAAGUGAAAAUCUAACACUGAAAGAAAAAAUGAACCAGCUCUCAGAUACUUACAAUCAAAUGGAAAAAGACUUUGGAAGCUACAAGACCCAAUUAGAAGCAGGAAAAGUCAACUAUAAAAAAAUGCAGUCUGAUCUCCAGAAAGAACUACAAUACUACUUGCAAGAAAAUGCAAAGCUGACAUCGUUGGUGGAAGUUAACAAUUCAAAAGACUUGCUACCAUAUAUGGAGUUGGAAGGGAAAAUGGAGGAUUUAAAAAAUGAGCUGAAUAAAGCUUUGGAAGAGAAUGUGAGCUUAAAGGAAAAGUUGACUGAUUUAUCAGAAGCAAACUUUGGAUCAGAUCUUGAAAUCUUACAUAAAGAGAUUGUUGAAAAAAAUGAAACAAUUGCUUUGCUGAUGUCAGAAAAGGAAAUGUUGCUGUCUCAAGUUGGUGAAAAAGAGAGAAUGGUUCAUGAAGCAACUCAAGCACUGGCAUCGAAAAUGGAUUUAGCAAAUGAUGAAGUAAUAAGAGGAAACACCGUAGCUUUUGAAGAACUCAGACAGCCAUGUGAUAAAUUGGAGCAGAAAUCCUUGGUUGUGGCUGAAGAAGAUAAAUCCAUGAAAACACAAAUAGAUUCCUAUUCCAAUGGUAGUUUCAAUGCAUCCAUCCAUUAUGAUACCCAAGAGCAAUCUAGCAAAAAUGAAGAAUUACAGGAGAAGGACUUGGAGCAAGAGGAGCUGAUCACUCUUCAAAAACAACUGGAUGAAGCUCAUCAAAAGUUGAGUGAAAUGGAAAAGCUCAAGGAUCAGUUUAAGGCUUGGGAGUCUAAAAUGGAAGAUGAAGAGGCACAAAAGUCAGACAUGAUGGAAAGACUUCAGGAGGAGAAAGAAAAAAUAAGAGCCUUGACCCAAGAAAGAAAUGACUUCAAACAAAAACAGGAAGCCCUUGAGAAGGAGAGAGAUCAGCUCAAAGAAGAUAUACAAGAUACUGUUUCAAUGAAUAUUGAAGCCCAGGAGGGGUUCAGGAAUGCCCAGAAUUCUUUGAAGCAGUGUCAGAAGCACAUCAAAGAACUUGAAGAAACAAUUGCAGAAAAAGACAAACAGAUUUCAAGAAUUAAGGAAACUUUAGAGAUCACAACUGAUGAUCAAAAAAAACAGAUACUGAAAUUAACAGGCGACUUGAAAGACGUCUCUGUAAACAAAACUCAAAAUGAAGAAGAUACAAAACAGAUUGUGCUAGAAGUCAACAAUGAACUUCAACGAAUUAAGGAGCAGAUUACCACUCUCCAGCAAGAAAAGGUGGUGUUACAGCAUCAACUGGAGGAUUUGGAAAAGGAAAAGAAUCAGUAUCUAGAAAGCAAUCAAAUGCUACAAACAAAGUCCUUUAACCUGCAGCAGUUGCUCCAGACAAAUCAGAAUGCAGAAAAUUUUGAUGACUCAGAGCAGCUAAAAAUUAGCUGCUUUGAGUCUCAAGUGGAAGCCCUGCAGAAGGAGAAAGCUGAGCUGGUUCAGAAGCUUCACAGCACUGAAGAAGACAUCAAAUACAUUGGCCAAGAAAAAGAGCAUCUGAGAACAGAGGUAGAGGUUCUUCAAGCUGAAAAGGAUACCAUGACUCAAACUGUCCACCGUCUAGGUGAGACUCUAGAGAAGCUGAUUCCAACGGUAAGAAUUCAAUUGCUGCCACCUUUGGGGAGGUACUUUUUUAUUGGAUUAAGAUUUAAUUUAAAUGUGGCUUGA